AUGACAGAAGGAAAAAUACUUCACUCGCAGUUGUUAUUCAACAAGAAUAUGUGUGGCGGGAAUGUUCACCAUAAAAAACCGAUGAUGUACAACGUAUCCCUGCCUUCCUACAACAGCAGUAGUAUAGGCCCACUCGAUAACUUGAAAAAUAACGAGAGAGCAGGCUCUCACGAUCAUUCCAUGCGAAGUGAAAUGUCAUCUAAGAAUUCCGGAAGCGAGUUUAUGCCACAAUCAAUUUCACGCGCGGAAGGUAGCGUCUACCAGAUGAAGAUGGAAGGAGAUGGCUCUCCAAAUAUGACAAGAUUUGAUUUUAAAGUUAAUGCAAGAGAUCUGCUGUUACUCCGAAUGUCAUGGGAUAUCCUCCUCAAGGAGUAUUUAACACCUCAGGAACUAAAAGUUUUUCAGGCACUUUUAUAUUCCAAUAAAAAUACUACUUCAACAGAAAGACCCUAUUUAAAUACUACUCUUGAUGGUAUGAUUUCCAACACUAUUGAUCCUACCGUUAGACUACGUAAAAGUAAACAGAAGGAUAAUGACAGCAAAGUUGAUACUGCGUUAUUUUGUUCACAAUUUUAUGACAAUUUGAUUGCAAUGGACCCCUUGUUGGAAGAAUAUUUUCCAUCAUUAAAACACCAAGCAGUUUCGUUCUGCAAGGUCCUUAAUUCUGCUAUUGACAACCUCGAAAAUGUUCAUGUUCUAGAUGAUUACAUUGUGAAAUUGGGAAAACGCCAUUCCAGAAUUCUCGGCAUUAAAACCGUAGGAUUCGAGGUGAUGGGAAAAGCGUUCAUGACUACAUUACAAGACAGGUUUGGAUCUUUUCUCACAUUAGAACUCAAGAAUCUUUGGGGCCAGCUUUACUCAUAUUUGGCGAAUUGUAUGAUUACCGCGGGGAAGGACCCAAUGGAAAAAAUUGAACCAGACUUUUCAUACAAUGGUGAUUCUGUAGUCUUAAAUUUUUCCAUUCCUAAGCUUGCAAAGCAUGAUAUAAGUACGAUUAACAAGCUACAAUUGGUGAAAACCAAAAACGCCAUCAUACCCGAUAACUUAACACAAGUACCAACGAAUAAAACUCGUUCGGAAAUACUCCUGGAAAGUUCGUCCACCCAAAUAAAAGGCGACCGUGCAUUAACGCCACCAAUUACGCCAAAGGGCUCUGGAAGUACAAAACCUAGUAUUGGCAGCAGUACUGUCGUGGAAAGUACCACCAAGAAAAAUAGUUAUGAUGAAAAAAUUUACUUAUUACAAAAAACUGCUCAGCAGAAGAACUGCUCGAUUAUGUAA
This is a messenger RNA of Saccharomyces paradoxus, 1281 nucleotides long. RefSeq lists its product as uncharacterized. Gene Ontology annotation, molecular function: FAD binding; heme binding; nitric oxide dioxygenase [NAD(P)H] activity. NCBI's taxonomy places the organism in Eukaryota, Fungi, Ascomycota, Saccharomycetes, Saccharomycetales, Saccharomycetaceae. The transcript has a single exon. Gene Ontology annotation, cellular component: intracellular anatomical structure. The record is from RefSeq and is a predicted model, not a curated record. Gene Ontology annotation, biological process: nitric oxide catabolic process; cellular response to nitrosative stress. The coding region runs from base 1 to 1281 and encodes 426 amino acids.